This is a messenger RNA of Saprolegnia diclina VS20, 717 nucleotides long. RefSeq lists its product as hypothetical. Bases 1 to 681 code for a protein of 226 amino acids. The record is from RefSeq and is a predicted model, not a curated record. NCBI's taxonomy places the organism in Eukaryota, Oomycota, Saprolegniomycetes, Saprolegniales, Saprolegniaceae. The transcript is spliced from 5 exons.
AUGGCGGCGCACGGGACGCUGGACGAGAACAUCCAGCUCACCCGCGUCUUUCGCACGCUCACGAUUGAGAUACCGGAGAAGCGGCUCACGAGAAAGCUCCUCCGACACAGAGCGAGCGCCAGAAGCUACGGGGUCAAUGCGAUAGCUCGGAGGAUGCGAAGCCCAUCGUCAUGCAUAGAGGUCGCGCAACAAGACUAUGCCAGCCUGUUUGCGCGCGCGAUUGAGCGCACGGCGCUCUUUGAGGUCUACGAAAAGCUGGGGUACCCCAAAACCAUGUCCGAAGUCGAAGAUUUGAUGUGGGAAGUCAACGACGGCCUCAACGGCGCCAUCUCGUGGGACGAGUACGAGCGCAGCUUUGAGCGCUGCAAAGCCGACAAGUCGUGUUUGGAGCCCUCCGACUUGUUCUACUUGACGUGCUUUCUCAUGUACGACCGCGACGUCAGCGGCAAGGUGUCGAUGGACGAUGCGAUGCACAUUCUGUUUCUCAAGCACGGCAACAACAUGGAAGACGAAAUGACCGCGCUCUUUGGGAAGAGCCACUCGGACGACUAUGUGAGUGCGCUCCCGUUUCGAACGUUUGCGGACGCCAUUGACAAGCGCCGAAGUGAGAUCAUCGACCAUUCUGGCUUGACGAACCGACUGCCUGGAAAGAAGGGCGCGUGGAAAGGCUACCAACAAUAACGCGAAAUCGCUGACCAUCGACGAGUUGGGUGCAUA